AUGACCUUUCAAAACCUGCAUGUUUUGGGAUUUAGGCCCGAGGCUCGUAAAUUGACGGCUCUGGGUGUCUUCUCUGCCUUACUGCGGCCGCGAGAUACAUUCAGUCGGGGCCGGAAACCCUCCAAGAGCAUCGUACAGAACCUAAACGGCGUCAUAAGCAAUGGGGAACUGCUACUUAUCCUAGGACGACCUGGAGCUGGGUGCAGUACGGUCGCAAAAACAUUGUGUGGGAAGCUUGACGGGCUGAAGCUAGAUCCUGAAUCGGUCUUCCAUUACCAUGGCAUUCCACACCAACAGACACCCGAGAAUGUCAAGAGAGCAAUUCUUUACAACUACGGAACCGACAAACACUUCUCACAUUUGACGGUUGGCCAGACUUUGGAGUUCGCAGCAUCAAUCCGAGCUCCCACCGAAAGACUACAGGGAAUAACACGGACAGAAUAUGCAAAAGCUAUAACAAAAGUUGUUGUAGCCGUGUUCGGUCUGAGUCACACAUAUAGCACUGAAGUCAAAGACGUGACAGAGGGUGAGCGCAAGCGAGUUAGUAUUGCCGAGGUAAUCCUGUCGGGAGCAUCUUUAGCUGCAUGGGACAAGUCAACUCAGAGCCUAGCUUCAACAGAGGCAUUGAAGUUUGUGCAGUCUUUGCGGCUGGUAGCAGAUUUGGGUUCAUCUUCCCAUGUUGUGGCCGCUUAUGAAGCUAGCGAAGCAAUGUAUGAUCUAUUUGACAAGACUCUGUUGUUGUACGAAGGCCGCCAGAUAUUCUACGGCUCUUCUUCUGAGGCUAAGGGCUUUUUCGAGCGCCAAGGGUGGUAUCGCCAUCCACACCAGAGUACUGCCGAAUUCCUCACUUCAAUUACCAAUCCCACGGAGAGGCAGCCACGUCGGGGUAUGGAGAACAGAGUCCCUCGAACCCCGAAAGACUUUGAGACGUACUGGUGCCAGUCCCCAGAGUAUCAAGAGCUACAGAGGGAGAUGAGUGGUCAUAAGCAGAUUGUGGGUGCUCACUCGAGAGAACGCCUGCUCGACCCUGAACUGGACGAAGAACAGAAACAGCUGAGAAAGACGCAAUUUGGUUCGCAGUAUCCCGGUAUAUUGCUGCAAGUAAGACUCACCACCAUUCGCGCUUAUCAGCGAGCUUGGAACGAACGUGCUUCAGCAGCAUGCAAGAUUACAGUGAACUUCAUUAUAGCCCUGUUGAUCGGCUCAAUGUUUUACAAUACACCUGCAACGACCGCUGGAUUCUUCUCGAAGGGUUCCGUGCUUUUCUACCUAGUGAUGCUCAACUCCUUCCUGCCACUAACCGAGUUGAGCAGUCAACUUUCCCAGCGUCCGGUGGUGGAAAAGCAUGCCUCAUUUGGCUUCUACUACCCCAUGGCCGAAUCACUCGCCAUUUUAUUGAGUGAAAUCCCCAAGAAUUUCCUUCUCGUCCUUGUGAACACCAUUGUCAUAUACUUCAUGAGCAACCUUCGCCGCGAACCUUCGCAAUUCUUCAUAUGCUUUCUUAUCAACUUCGUGUUGAUCCAUGUGGCUAGUGCAGCCUUCCGGAUGACAGCGGCAGUGACAAAGACACUCGCGCAAGUACAAGCCCUCGCUGGGAUGCUGGUACUUUGGGUUUUCAUAUUCACGGGCUUCAUUAUCCCGGAGCCUCGAAUGCCCCAUUGGUUCGAAUUUGUCCAUGAUAUCAACCCCAUAUAUUACGCAUAUGAAGCCCUAGUCGCCAACGAGUUCCACGGUCGGGAGUUUGGCUGUGCCGAGUUCGUACCCUCUCAGCCCAACCUCCAGACUAAUGCAUAUAUUUGCUCAGCUGUCGGGGCUGUUGCUGGACAUCGUACUGUUAGUGGUGACGACUAUAUCUGGCAGACCUACAGGUAUACCUACGACCAUGUGUGGAGAAACUUUGGUAUUCUUAUUGUUUUCCUGGUCGGUUGGAUGGGUCUUUAUUUCGUUGUGACGGAGUUCAUUGCACACUCAACUAUUCAUUUCGGAAGCAAAUCGGCUUAUCUCAGGCACGAAGAGCAUCGCAAAGACGAAGAAGCUGGAAAAGGCCCGGUGACUCCAGACCAAGAUACCACUGGCAAUGUGAGACAGAAUAAAUUCAGUUUCAUUGAACCUCAGCGAAAUGACUUGAGCUGGCGCGAUGUGGUAUGCGAAAUCCACACAAGUAGUGGAAACCAUCGGAUUCUGGACCAGGUGACUGGUUGGGCCAAGCCAGGGACGAUAACGGCGUUGAUGAGCCAUAACAGUGUCCAGAAGGCUGAACUACUGAAGGUGUUGGCACAGCGUUUCACAACAGGUACAGUUAGUGGAGACAUACUCUUCAACAACUGCCUUCUGAGCUCGAAUUUCCAGCGGAAGAUGGGCUAUGUUCAACAACAGGAUAUUCAUUUGGACACAGCAACUGUUCGCGAGGCUUUGCGGUUUAGCGCAGUGCUACGUCAACCACACUCCGUCUCCAAGGAGGACAAACACACGUAUGUUGAGCAAAUAAUCAAGGCACUGGAAAUGGAGGACUAUGCCGACUCUGUCGUUGGAGUGGUUGGAGAAGGCUUGAACGUCAAGCAGCGGAGGCUUUUGAGUAUAGGAGUAGAAUUGGCUGCGAAGCCAGAGAUUCUGUUCGUGGAAGAGCCUGUCAGCGGUCUCGAGGUGCAAAAUUCACGCGCAAUCUACCGUAUUCUUCAAAAAUUGGCAGACGCCGGACAGACAAUAAUCUGCACGCUGCAACCCAGCAUGAUGGCAUUCAAGCAAGUUGACCAGCUCCUAUUCCUCUCCGGCGAGGGUAGAACUGUAUACUUCGGAUCCACCGGCGAGAAUGCACAGCCUUUGCUAGACUAUGUCGAAUCCAACGGUGCCUCCCGGGCCCUCAGACAAGACGAAGAUGCCGCCGAAUACAUAGUUGAGAUCCUCUCCACGGCCACCAACAAAUAUGGGGAGACCUGGCCCGAUAUCUGGGCCAAAAACAACCAAGUUGACCCCAUCCACGAAGAAUUCGAGAACGUUCACACGCAGAACAACAACAACCCAAAAGACAACAAAGAAUUCGCCAUCCCACUACACCUCCAAUUCCCCAUCAUCUUCCGCCGAACCCUCCAACAAUACCGGCGCUCACCCCUCUCCAUCCUAUCCAGAAUCCUCCUCCAAAUAAGCGCCGUCCUCAUCAUUACCUUCUCCUUCUACAAACACGGCACCUCAAUCAGCGGCCUCCAAGAAACCAUCUUCUCCGCAUUCAUGAUCUGCACUCUCUUCAUCCCUAUCGUCCACCAAAUCAUCCCCUUCCUCACCAAACACCACACAAUAUACCAAACCCGCGAACGCCUCACCAAAACCUACUCCAGCAAAGUCCUCAUCCUAUCCCUCAUCCUGACUGAACUCCUGUACCAAAUCCCCCUCAGCAUCUGCAUCUGGGCAAUCUACUACUACCCCAUCUCAGACACCACCACCACCACCCAAUCCACCCCCCGCCAAGGCCUCAUCCUCCUCUUCUUCAUCCAAUUCUUCCUCUACGCCCUCUCCUUCGCCCUCCUCACCAUCUCCACCUCAACCCUCAUACUAGCCACCUGCACAUUCAUGGCCCUGACCUUCAACGGCGUCAUGCAACCUCCCCACGCCCUCCCCGGCUUCUGGAUGUUCAUGUACCGCGUCUCCCCAUUCACAUACUUCGUUGCAGGCGUUACUUCUACCCAGCUCCAUGGCGUGGCGGUUGAUUGCAGCAGUGCUGAGUUGGCGGUGUUCGAUCCGCCCCCGGGGCAGACUUGUGUUGAGUAUCUGGGUGAUUAUUUGAAAACGGUGCCGGGGCGGUUGAUAAGCCCGGAGGCGAUGACGAGUUGUGAGUAUUGUCCAUAUUCAACUGCGGAUCAGUUCCUCGCGGAGAGGGACUAUCGGUUUGAUCGGAGAUGGAUGGAUUUUGGUGUCGGGUGGGCUUUUGUGGGGUUUAAUCUGGGGGUUGCUGUGUUGGUUUAUUAUGUCUUUUGGGGGAGGAGGUGGAGGUCGAGGUUGGGGGCUUGGGAGAGAGUUGUGAUGUGGUGGAGGAGGUUUACAAGGUAA
Molecule: messenger RNA, 4041 nt
Organism: Aspergillus luchuensis
Lineage: Eukaryota; Fungi; Ascomycota; Eurotiomycetes; Eurotiales; Aspergillaceae
Exons: 2
Coding region: 1-4041 (1346 amino acids)
Biological process (GO): transmembrane transport
Cellular component (GO): membrane
Molecular function (GO): ABC-type transporter activity; ATP hydrolysis activity; ATP binding
Source: RefSeq, a predicted model, not a curated record